Molecule: messenger RNA, 2478 nt
Organism: Symbiodinium necroappetens
Lineage: Eukaryota; Dinophyceae; Suessiales; Symbiodiniaceae
Source: the annotation of a GenBank genome assembly
AUGGUCGCAAAUGUUACCUCGCUUUACUCACGUGUUGCAGCGGUAUGUGCAGUAGCCUUCAGCAUUGCUUUCUUGAGUGAAACUGCUCUCACGCCUCAUGGCUGCCUGGACGCAAGGGAUGAAGGUGCCAGAGAAUCGCUGCUCACUGACGUUGUUGAGUGGAUUUUGUCUCUGAAGGGCCACGUGCUGCUUGGGGGUGACUUGAACACUGAAUUGCAUGAAUCGCCAGCUUUGCUCUUCCUUGUGCAACGGGGCUAUCGCACGGUGAAUGGCAAGGGAGCUGUUACGUGUUUGGCCUCAGGUUCCUCACGUGGUUCUGUUAUUGAUCAUCUCCUGGUGUCACCUUCUUUGUGGCCAGCGCUGCAAUCUAGUGAUGUGCUGUCGGAGGCACCUUGGCCAACUCAUAAACCAAUCUUUGCAGAGUUUGAAGGCACGGCGGUCGUUGAUACUUGGCAUACGCUCCUGCUGCCUCGACCUUUUCCCCUGCAGGGAUGUGUUCCCACCACUGAUGCACAUGUCGUCUAUCAGGAAGAGUUUCGUGCAAUCAGCUCCUUGACCAAGGCGGGUCAGCAUUGUGUUGCGUAUGAUGCUUGGACGGAGCUUGCGGAGCGAGAACUCAUGCGUCAAUGUCGGCGGAAUGCUAAGGAUGUUAGUCGCACGUACUGUGGUCGGGCUGCGCCUCCCAGGCUUAGGCAAUGUCAGCUCAAAAGUUCUGGUGAGGACAUGUGUCGCGAUGCAUGCGAUAGAAGGCUAGAAAGGGUGAGAUCUGGUCUUGCUGAGUUGUGUGCGUGUUGGGAUGUUUGCGUGCGUGAGAACACGCAACAUGCGCUGUGGGCAAAUGCGCGGCGCCGCAUUCUGCUCGUGGGUGCUCCGCUUGGGGAGUGUCCCGCUGAUCUACCGGAUCGGGAUACUGUGAAGAACUGGUUGACCUGGGUUCGGGCGGAGAUUGAGCGCCGCAAUAAGAAACACAGGUAUCACGCAGUUCAUGACUGGCGUGAGCGCCUCAAGUACUCACAGGCUGAUCGUUUCGUGUGGGCAAAGGCUGACCUGAUGUCUGACCCGGGCAAUCUUCGCCCGAUCUCAGUCUGGCCCAUGGUGCAAGCAUCGCAGUAUGCUGAUGACAUUCUGUUGAUGUCGCAUGAUGCAAGCAGCUUGCGUGAUGCCAAUGGGUAUUUGGAAGGGUGGAUGCGCAAGCAUGGCGUGCAGUUCAAUGUUGGUAAAUGCCAUUAUUUCUGCACGGAUGCUAAGGCUGCUUGUGAGGACUUUUGCAUCGGUGGCAAAAGACUUGAGUGUGCAAACCUUCUGGAAAAUCUUGGUGGCCGGUUCCGGUUAAAUCCGGAGGGUUUACCGGUUGCGGAUGAACAGCACAAAAACCGAGUUUAUGAUCGCUUCAAAGAUGUUGCUGAGCGGUUGGGACGCCUCUCGGUUGGUUGGGAUGUCCGCGCAGCGGAUGUGAGGGCCAUCAUGCCCAUGCUUACUUACUCGGCUUUGGCAUGGGACCCUGCUGAGUUUUCUGAUGCUCGUAGACAGCGCCUCUUGGUCAAUGUGUUAUCAGGUGGUAAAGAGAACACACGUAGGUGCGUGGAGGUGUCUCUUGCGGUGCUCAGUGCCGUUCACCGCACUUGCAUCCCUGCUGCGCUGCUUCAUGAGCAAGUUCUGAUCUUGGGACGCCUCAUCAAUGUCAGCGCUGACUUCCGACGUGAAGUGCAGGAACAUUUUCGUCUGUGUAGGGACAUGGAAGUGGCACCUCCGGGUUCCUUCUUUGCCACUUUCCAAGCAUCGCUUCGCGAGUAUGGUUGGCAUUGGUUGGAGUGGAACACGCUUACCAGCCACGAAGGUGUUGAGUUCUCGCUUGCUGGGGACACUCUUGAAGCUAGAAGGGUUCAGGUCUGUGCCGAUUUCGGCAAUGCAACCCAAGCGGAUGAUCUCACGCGGCUUGUUGAGGCAAUGGCGCAGGGUCAUCGAAGCAUGUGUGAUUGGUCUCUGUUGACUCAUUCCCUCCGCGAGGCCAUGCGACAGUGCAUGUGUGCUAAUGCGGCUCGCAGGCGGCGUGACAUGAAAGGUUUAGUCGAGGUUGACCGGGACAGGCUGCGGACUCUGUGGCAGAAGGUACCGGAGGCUGAUCAUCCAACCCUGCGCUUUCUGAUGCAGGGUGCAGCGAUGACGGCUGACCGGGAGCACCGCGGCACUAAGGGGCUUGUGUCUCCCAUUUGCAGUCAUUGCGACAUGGGGGUAGUUGAAGAUGAGCUUCACCGUUACUGGCAGUGCCCUUGUUGGACGGAGAUUCGGCGUGAAUGCUUGGGUGAUGUCUCAGAUGAGUUGUGUUCUUCGAUCAUUCAGCUGCCGAGUGCAUCGUCUGUGUGCGCCAUCCCCGUGAAGCAACUUCCGUCGAAGGUUCGUGCUGUGUGGCCGGGCAUUUGCUCUUGCAUGAUCGCCAUCCAUAGGAGAGCGACUGCCGCUCAUGGCAGGUCUGAGUGA